AUGAAACAGUUAUCCAUGGUUCUCUUUAAUAAGAUGGAAAAUGCUCUACAAGUACAAGCAGCCGAGAUUAAGGGUAUGUCAGAGGUGUUUAAAGAUAGGACACAAGCAAUGAGGAUGAACUAUUAUCCCCCUUGUCCUAAACCAAAUCUCGCAAUCGGUCUUACGUCGCACUCGGAUUUUGGAGGUUUGACAAUCCUCCUUCAAAUCAACGAAGUGGAAGGAUUACAGAUAAAAAAAGAUGGGACAUGGAUUUCAGUCAAACCUCUACCUAAUGCGUUCGUAGUGAAUGUUGGAGAUAUUAUGGAGGUAUUUAUUUAA
Molecule: messenger RNA, 318 nt
Organism: Papaver somniferum (opium poppy)
Lineage: Eukaryota; Viridiplantae; Streptophyta; Magnoliopsida; Ranunculales; Papaveraceae
Product: thebaine 6-O-demethylase-like
Exons: 1
Coding region: 1-318 (105 amino acids)
Source: RefSeq, a predicted model, not a curated record